Molecule: messenger RNA, 5318 nt
Organism: Girardinichthys multiradiatus
Lineage: Eukaryota; Metazoa; Chordata; Actinopteri; Cyprinodontiformes; Goodeidae
Product: lysine-specific demethylase RSBN1L-like
Exons: 8
Coding region: 16-3414 (1132 amino acids)
Cellular component (GO): nucleus
Source: RefSeq, a predicted model, not a curated record
AUAGAAACUUCCAAGAUGGCCGAGUCCGUAGACUCCAUGCAUUUCGCAGCGAACAGCAAAACAAAUUCCCCCAAACCCCUGACAGCCAAACGGCCACCCGAAAGUCGUCCGCAGUCUUCCAGCGACAUUUUCCCAUCGCCUCCCAAGAAGGUCCGAGUGGAAGAGAAGGGCCUGAAGCACAGGAAACUGAACGGAGAGGCGUGCGCAGGGGAAAAACACAACGGGAAGCAGAGUUGUGGAAGCCCAGCGAAAUGGAGUUUCGGCCCGGCAAAGGCGAGCCACUCCACCGCCUCCGUAAUGCCAACUACCCCCGUAAGGAAAAUCUUCAAAAUCAGCAACUUCCUCGCUUCGCCUCACAAAGUGAAAAAGGCGAAGGAGAAGCGACACAAGGAGGAGAGGAGCACCGAAGCCCCGCGGAGCUCCGCCGCCGCUGUGGAGAGAGUGAGCCCCGCUAGCUGCCAUACAAAGACGGAGAACGGCGACGUGAAAACGCUGCAGCGAGAUUACGAUGUGAAGGAGAAAGACAGACAGAAGAAGAAGGAAAAGAAUAAAGAGCGGAAAACACACAAACUUCCACCUGUACAUGAGAUUGUGAGAGGAAAUGGAGAGGUGAUGUCCCCCCAGAAAGAGUCUAAAGAGAUACUCGGCGUUGGUUCAGAGGAAGAGCUGCUGCUGAAGAAACUCAAGAAGAAGAAGAAAAAGAAGCACAAAGACAGCGAGUGGGUGAAGGAGAAGCACAGCCGGCCCAAAAUGUACCACAGAUCCUCCCAGACUAUGUGCACAGGGGUGUCUGUAGGUCUGCCGGAGCUCCUUGGCCGAAUCAACGGGGACAGCAGCAGCAGUGGUCUAAUCCAUAGCACUACAAUACCACAACACUUCCAGGAUCCCACUGCUGCUCCUUCUACCACCAUCUCAUCCAUGGUCAGGGACAGGUACAGCUACAGCUGCACCUCGACGGCAGGCCUCCCCGAGCUGGAGUUCAGCCGUCUGAUCCACAUCGAGCAGCAGGCCAACGGAGGCGCCUCUGUGGUGCACGCCUACACCGAGGAGCUCUCCUGUCUGUCUCCAGCUGAGAUGGAGCGCUUUGCUGAGGAGUUUGUGAGCCUGUCGUUUAGCGAGGAUGGGGCCCAGGCUGCGCGCUUUGUGAUGGGAAUCAUUCAUGGAGCCGCUUCCUACCUCCCAGACUUCCUGGACUACUUCUCCUACAAGUUUCCCAACGCAACAGUGAAGAUGGAAGUUCUUGGAAAGAAGGACAUAGAGACCACAACCAUGGUUAAUUUUCACUCUCAGGUGAAGAGGACAUAUUCCCGGGGAACGUACCGUGCCGGGGCCAUGCGGCAGGUCAGUCUGGUCGGAGCUGUGGAUGAAGAGGUCGGAGACUACUUCCCAGAGUUCCUCAACAUGCUGGAGGAGUCUCCGUUCCUGAUGCGAACUCUGCCUUGGGGAAGCUUCUCCAGUCUGCAGCUGCAAAGCCCGACAGAGAGCGACGACGGCCCCAUCAUGUGGGUCCGACCCGGAGAGCAGAUGAUCCCGAUGGCAGACAUGCCAAAAUCACCCUUCAAAAGGAAAAGGUCCACCAACGAGAUAAAGAAUUUGCAGUAUCUGCCCAGAGCCAGCGAGCCCAGAGAGAUGCUGUUUGAGGACCGUACGAGAGCCCACGCCGAUCACAUCGGUCAAGGCUUUGAAAGACAAACCACAGCUGCUGUAGGAGUGCUGAAGGCGGUCCGCUGUGGAGAGGACAGCGACACUCCUGCCCGGAUCACCAAAGACGUUGUUUGUUUCCACGCCGGAGAUUUUCCAGAUGUGGUCAUGAGGCUGCAGCUGGACCUCCACGAGCCCCCACUGUCUCAGUGCGUCCAGUGGAUAGACGACGCCAAGCUGAAUCAGCUGAGGAGGGAGGGAAUCCGAUACGCACGUAUCCAACUGUACCACGAUGACAUCUACUUCAUCCCGAGAGGAGUCGUCCACCAGUUCAAGACUGUCUCCGCCGUCUGCAGUCUGGCCUGGCAUAUCCGACUCAAACAAUACCACCAACAGGAGCAGAAAAAGGAGGAGGAUGUGGGUGAGGAGAAAUGGUCACUAAGUGAAGCGUUGCAUCGAAUAAAACAAGAAGAAGAUGUGGAGGACGAGGGGAGUAAGUGUAACUUUGCAUUACAAAUGGUGACGAAGGUGGAGAAUGAGGACAUGGAGGGACGAGAGGACCCACCAUUGCCAACCCUGCCUCAUAGUUUCAAGGAGAAAGACCAAGAUGUCCAAGAAGAGAUGAAGGAGUCGCCAGGAACACAGUCGCUGCCUUCAGUCCAAAAUGAAAGAGAGGAGGUUGUGUUCAGUCCCACACUAAUGGCAAUUAAAGCAGAAGAGGUGGAGGAGGACAGAAAGGUUGGUGCAGAGACACAUCAAAGACUGCAGGGUCAAGAGGAAGGUGGACAGGACGCUCCUUCCUUAAAGUCCCUACAGCAAAUGAAGACGGAAAGUGAUGUGGAGGAAGAGCAGCAGCAAAAGGCAGCUCUGCCAGACAAGACUAAAGAUGAAACAACAAGCACUUACAACACACCGCAAAUCAAAAAAGAAAAGGAUAAAGGUAAAAGAGAGAGAGAUGAAAAGGAGAGGAUUAAGGAAAGGAAGGACAGGAGUAAGGAGAAGGACAGGGAGAAAAAAGACAGAGGAAAAGACAGAGAGAGGGAGAAGGUUAAGACAGAAGGAGGAAGAGAGGGGAGCACCCUGGUCCUGCCGCAGAUAAAGAAAAAGGAGGAUGAAGAGCGGACAAGGGAAGGAAUUAAAAGCUCCCAAACUGUCCCGUACUCUCAGAGAGACGAGAAGUGGGCCAAGGAGUGUGACUCGAAAACACAAGCCCACCUCAAGAGAGACAAGGAGCACGAUAAGGACAGGGGAGCGGCUCAGUCCGGGCCCGAAAGAGAGGAGGUCCGAGACUCCUGCUUGCACAAACAAAAGUCUGCACAUGGGAAGAAAGAGAAGAGCAGCCUCAAGGAGGGCAAGGACAUCAGCGCAGCAAGUACGCAGGGGAGACUGGGGAGAGAGGACGGAAAGACACACAAACAUAUAAACCUGCAGGGGAAGAAGGAAGGCAAGAAGGAGAAAGAAGGCAGCAAAGAGGAGAUCAGGAAGAAGCCUGAACACAAACCAGCACGGACGCUCUUCACUUUUGAUCUCUUUAAACCCAUGGAGGCUCACCAAACACUGGCUCUUUCUUUAUCAGACAGUAGACCCAAACCUCAACAUCACACUGACUCUCGAGGUUCUUCCUCCAAGUCUGGGUCAGACACUCGGACAGUUGUUUCCUCUAAAGGACCAAAAGUAAAGAACUCGUUGCAGGGAAAACCUGCGACGGCGGCGUUGCAGGACUCCAUAAAACAGUCUCUGAGGACACAAACACAAAAAGACUUCUUGAUAUGAAUGACUCCACGUCUUCUGUUUUUUUUUCCCCUGAACUACUCAUGCCAAGGCUUUGUUAAAAUAUUUGACAGUUCAUCCUACUCUUUAAAAGGCAACCAUUCCAUAAAUUAGACCCAGCCACAUUAUUCCUGUGACGCAGUGAGACAAGGAUGCAUACUUCGAGUAUUUUAACAAUGCCGGAGAAUGUAAGCAAAGUAUCACACUUCACGUUUGUCCGCAGAUGUACGAAGGCUUUAACAUGAACUGUUAGGGUGACCCGUGUGGUGCAUGUGCACUACUUAGCUUCGCUCCUAAAGCACCUAUUUUAGGUACUCAAACCAAUCUGAAAACAAUCAUCUUUACAGUGCCUUGCAGAAGUAUUGAUGCCCCUGUAACCUUUUCAUGUUUGGUCAUGUUACAACCACAAAUGUCAGUGUAUUUCUUUGGGAAAUACACCACAACGCAAGGUAGUGAAGAAUUGUGACGUGGAGGGAAAAGGUUACAUGACCGAACAUUUUUAAGAAAUAGUGGCAGGCGUUUGUAUUACCCUUUCUCUGAUACACAAAAAUUAAAUACAGUCCAGCAAAUUGCCUUCAGAAGUCACUUAAAUAGUAAAUGGAUUUAACCUGAAUUGUAUCCGUCCCCCUCAAGUCAGGUCUAGACCAGGGGUUUGCAGCCCUGGAGCUGCGUGUGGCUCUUAAGAGUCUCCAUAGUGGCUCUAGAUAACUUUGGCCAAAAUAACAUACUGAGCAAUGUUUUUAAAUCUGGAGCUAAUGAAAAUGACUUGUUUUAGGCCAUUUCUGCAUCGUAUUUAUACAAUAGAACGAAACUAGUGGUGUAAAUAACAUUUUUUAUAAGAUCACAAACAGCUUUUUUAUUUUCCAUAAAUUUGGAAUUCAAGAAAAUGAAUUUAUUCUCUUCUUGUAAAAGUUAGAUUUUACUCUAAAAUUUAAAUACACAGUUAAAACAGCUUUUUCUUGAUUUAUUUGUUGAACAAACACAUUUUCUAUUGGUAGAGAUAAAGUAUUUAGCACAAACUGAAGGGACUGUGCUUUUUCAGAGCGGUGUAACUUUGUAGCUCUGGAAAACAUGCAUUUGCCAGGACAAAAGACAGAAGUAGCUAUUUGGAUGGUAACGAUUGCUUACCCCUGGUCUAGACUUUGACUGAACCAGUGUAACAAAUAGGCUUCGACCUAAGCCACUUCAUUCUAGCUGUCGCUGUAGGUUCAGGGUUGUCCUGCCCGACAGUGAACAUCCACUCAGGUCUAAAGUCUUUUGCAGCCUCAGCCCUGUAUUUAGCUCCAUCCAUUGUACAAUAAACUGAGCUGUGUUGGUUGCACUGAAUUUUAGUUGGUGGUAUCAGAGUAAACGGUUGCUGACAUCGAAUGCACGGCACACUUCAUAGAUUUUGAUCUAUUGAAUAUUUUUGAAAAACAUGCAUCAUUUUUCUCUCCACGUCAGUUAUGCACUCUGUUUCGGUUAAUCAGCUGAGAUUCCCAUAAAGUACAUUGAAAGUUGUGGUUUUAGCGUGACGCAACGCUUGCGAAUACUUUUGCUAGGCGCCGUACAACAUUAACCAUUUGGGACAUGACAGUAAGUCCUCCACUGGUCUGAAAUCAUCUUACUGUUGCUUUGGUUGGCGGGCUUCAUCGUUUAUAACACUCCAAAAUCAAGAAUCUAGCAGUUGUUUUCAGACUGGACUGUUUGACACACACAGGGCUGUAAAUUAUACUGUAAGUACCAAAACUGUACAGUAUAGAUGUUAUUAGCACCAGUGUGAGAAAAUGUAUACAGAUAUUGCAUAUAUUUUUUGUAAGACAGGUUUUAUUUUCCAUAGAACUUAUUUAUAUCAUUUACUGUCUGUUUUUAUUUGAAAACCAAUGUAUGUGAAAAUUUUGCUGUAAAUACAUUUUAUUUCCUAAGAU